Messenger RNA from Haliotis rufescens (red abalone), 7212 nucleotides. Its product is annotated as retinoblastoma-like protein 1. Gene Ontology annotation, cellular component: transcription regulator complex; chromatin; nucleus. The transcript has 25 exons. The record is from RefSeq and is a predicted model, not a curated record. Gene Ontology annotation, biological process: negative regulation of G1/S transition of mitotic cell cycle; regulation of transcription by RNA polymerase II; cell differentiation. Gene Ontology annotation, molecular function: RNA polymerase II transcription regulatory region sequence-specific DNA binding. Lineage: Eukaryota; Metazoa; Mollusca; Gastropoda; Lepetellida; Haliotidae. Bases 92 to 3328 code for a protein of 1078 amino acids.
ACACGAAUGUGAGUAGCGGUAUCAUACGCUAGUGAUCGGCUAGCCAUUGUCAGCCGCGAUCACUGAGAACGGCGCAGAUUCCUCGUCCAAGAUGGGCUUGUCCGACGAGGGAGAGGCCAAUGUGCAACAACGAUAUGAAGAACUAUGUUUGGACUUAAAUAUGGACAAAACUGCUGAGGGCGAGGCGUGGGAAUCGUACCAAAGGAUACAGCUAAAUUAUACUCUUGAAGGUGACCAGCUCCAUUGGUUGGCAUGUGCUUUAUACGAAGCAUGUCGUCGUACAGUGGUUCCCACUGUAGGCCGGGGGCAAGUAGAAGGCAACUGCGUAUCGCUGACAAGGUUGCUGCGAUCAGCAAAAUUCAGCUUGAUCCAGUUUUUUAACAAAAUGAAAAAAUGGUCGGAUAUGGCAAGUCUGCCCCAGGAGUUUAGGAAUAAAGUUGACCGGCUUGAGAGAAAUUUUGCAGUGUCAACGGUGAUAUUCAAGAAAUUCGAGCCCAUUUUCUUGGAUAUCUUUGAAGCACCGAGUGAAAUAUCACGACAACAGAGGAGCAGAAAACCGCGAAAAUCUAGUCAUAGCAAGUCCCGUGUAUCUUCAUCUGAACGGAACAGCCGCCUGCCCUGCACACCCGCAGAUGUUUUCAACUUCGCAUGGACAAUGUUUGUUCAAGUGAAAGGUAACUUUCCAGCCAUCAGUGACGACCUGGUCAACUCAUACCAUCUGCUGGUGUGUUGUGUCGACUGGAUCUAUGCCAACGCUCUUCUUGGAGGACGCAAAGAUUUGCUCAGCCCUGAAUUCUCAGGUUUACCGGACAACUACCACAGUCGAGACUGGAAGCCCCCAGUGGAGGCUCCGUGUAUCAUCCAGCUGCUGUGUGACAAGCACGAUGGCCUCGUGGUGGAGGCCAAGACCAUCAAGGAACACUGGUGGAAGCCCCACAUCAAGAAGCUGUACGAGAAGCGGAUUCUGAAAGGGAAAGUGGAAACAUUGUCGGCAAUUUUGGAGACUGGGAACUUCGAAGUCAAUAGCAAGUCGAUCAAUAAUGCCUAUGAAGAGUAUGUGCUGAGUGUCGGGGAUUUUGACGAGCGGAUCUUUCUCGGGGAGGAGGCAGAGGAGGAGAUUGGUACGCCGGGGAAACCUGGGACAGACUUUGCAGAACAGAUGGCCAAGAAGAAGUCAUUGAGGCAGCAUGUGGACCAGACACGAAGUUUGGCGCCGUCCACCCCACUGACUGGGAGAUAUUACCUGAAGGACAAGGACCCAAGUGUCACACCAGUUUCCACGGCAACACAGAGCGUUAGCCGCCUACAAGCUCUUCUGUCUGGGAGAAGGACCUCUCCCAGUGAUACUCUCCUGGAAGUAUUCGGAGAGUGCAACAAAGACCCGAAAGAUGACAUUGUUUCCAGAGUGCAGGAUAUGGGCGAGAUCUUCUGCACACAUUAUGUACAACCUUCCGAGGGUCAUCCUGGCGCCCACAUUGACUUCGCCCGACGUCGCCUUCAGUUGGGGGAGAGCCUCUACUUCAAGAUGUUGGAGAACAUUGUGCAGGGGGAAAAGAAACGGAUCGGCAAAGACCAGAAAACAAACCCAGCUACAUCUGUGCAAGGUUUACUGGAGCACCCCAUGUUCCACCGGUCGCUGCUGGCCUGCUGUCUGGAGAUUGUCAUCUUUUCCUACAACUCACAACGAACGUUUCCUUGGAUUGUUGAUGUGUUUGAGAUGAGCUCCUAUCACCUCUAUAAAGUCAUCGAGAUUUGCAUCCGGGCUGAGGAAGGACUUUCACGGGAUGUCGUCAAGCAUCUCAAUCAUAUCGAGGAGACAAUACUGGAGUCGCUGGCAUGGAAGCGAGACUCCCCUCUGUGGGACGCCAUCCAGGAGCACAGUGAGGACAUCCCGAUGUGUGAGGAGGUAACUCCUGCCAAUCAGAUUGACAACAACUCCAACAUAACGUCCUCCCCGCUCACACAUCCCAGAGUGAAGUCUCUUGUGGGAGAAGGUAGAAACACACAGAGAACAAUCAAAGUUGUGGAACCCCUCCAGUCCCCCCCAGGGCCAUCAGCUGUAGACCGCUUCUCGUCCCCCCAGCCUGGCAGCGUCAAGCGCCAGCUGUUCGGGCCAGCUGCCCAGCAGCUCUCCACACACGCAGCAACACACACGGAGUUGGUGAAGCAGCUCAACAGUGGCGUUACGGACACCGUGGUGACGCAGACCGACUCCAACACCCUCUCCACGGGGCAGACCCUCAUAGCCGUCACCAGCGAUGGGAGACAGGUGCUCAUCCCGGUACAGACCCUGGUGUCCACCAGUCCCAGCAAACAGAUCCCACCCUCCCCCAGCAAGUCCAACAAACCCAAGAAAACUGGCUCUCUGCCGCUGUUCUUUAGAAAGGUGUAUCAUUUAGUGAGCGUGCGAUUACGUGACCUGUGUGACAGGUUAGAAGUCACAGACGACGACCUGCGACGCAAGAUGUGGACGUGUUUUGAACAUGUCUUUGUACAUAACCUGGACCUUAUGAAGGAUCGUCAUAUUGACCAACUGCUUAUGUGUGCUAUCUACGUUAUGGCGAAAGUGUGCCAAAAACCGCUAACAUUCCAGCAAAUCAUGAAGUGCUACCGAGUUCAACCACAGGCUCAAAGUCAUGUGUAUCGCAGUGUGCUGCUGAUCGGGCGUCAUCGCAAUGCGUCUGGGAGCAGCGAGAGCAGCAAGAGUGGUGCAAGCGGCUCGUCCUCCCCGGUCAACAAGGAGGACGAAAAGGACCGAGACAAAAAGAAAACUGAAAUGCUUGGAUUCAUUCGCUCUGACAGUACUCUUCCUGUCCCCCACCCCAACAGUCAGCCCCCCACCCCCACCAAGCUACUCGGGGGUGAGGCAACCUUUGACUUUGAGAGAGGGGACCUGAUACAGUUCUACAAUGCUGUGUUUGUGAAGAGAAUAAAGAGUUUUGCACUGAAAUUUUCAUCAGCAAACGCAACGUCUGAUGUACCUCCCUUGUCCCCGCUGCCAUUGGUACGAAGCCAGCAAGCAUCUCCACGCCGCGUGUCCAGCAAAUACUCCGUGUAUAUCUCCCCUCAUGCAGGCAGCAUGUCCCACCAAACUCAGCCUAAAGGCAUCUCAUUCUGCAUAAACAGGAGCCCAGCAAAGGACCUGCGUGCAAUCAAUAACAUGGUCCGCAUGGGGGAGCGAAAGUUGACGGGGAAGAGGAUCCUUGAGGUGGAUCACGAUGAUGACGUUGAUGACAGCCCAUCAAAGAAAAUGUGUUCCAGUCGGCUAAUGCGCCGAUUACAGGAUGUAAAUUCAGAGCGACAGGAGGCAAAUGGAAUCGUCAACUAGGACCAAGUCUGAGCCAGCACACGAUAUUUUCAAGCUCCUUAUGACAAUUUGUUGAUAUAGAUUUAUUACCUUUGUUAAGACCUGACCACAUAUCAGGUCAGUUAUGCUCUUUCUUUGGAGCUUCGUCAGGAUUGAGAAAUCCUGUUGACUGCACCAGGAACGAUUCAGGGAUGAAUUGGAUCUCAGAUAUGAUCAUAGAUGAAAUAGCAUCUGUUGGUUCUGACCAAGUUGUCUUUCUCCUUUGUCUGAUGAGGGAAUGACUGUCCUGGCAGUAGGACCUGUGCUUCUCUACAGCAGGGGACUGAUUGUUUGAAUGCAUUGAGUUCAGAUGCAGUGCUUGAUACUCAUCAUUGGAAUGGUGUAGGAUAUUUAAUAUGGGAGAAUUGGUCAAAUAAUUUAUCACAACUCUUGGUCAAUUGCAAACUUUGAAAAUUUGCAAACAUUCAACGCUAAAGACUUCACUCGAACUCCAUGCACAACAUAAUUAAUAUUUUUGUAAUUUGACAGCUAUUACAUUUGUCAUCCAAAAGGAUUAUUUUUAUGCAUUUUAGAAAGUUGGAGUCUGUUUAUAACACCCCAUAUUUUAAUAUCGUUUAUAUGACUGUCACCAAUCAAGCUCUGUGCAUUUCAAACUGAAAUCAUGCUGAUCAUGAUCACCCAAGAUGUGGUAUGAGUGCUUGGCUGUGCUUACAGAAGACUGAUGGCUGAUCUUUGGUGCGAAGGUCAUUACCUCUGGUUUUGGCGAUUGUUGAGUGACUGCUGUAUCGGACUUAUCGUGUUGUGAGUGCAUGUGCAGCCUAAUGAAGGCAACUGUUGUCUUUACACGAACAAUUUUCACAGUACGACCGACAGCUAAUCUUGGCAGUUUUGCGUGAAUGCAAGACUCCGGUCAUGAUGAGGAUCAUGGUCAGAUGAAACUGAUAAUCAUCAUUAUUUAUUUUUCAGACCUUUACAGAAGGUUCUUCUAAAGAUUAAAUCUUUGCCGUAAUUAUUAACACUACUCUCUAUUAUGUGAUAAAAUAAUGUGAUUUCCUCUCUUAUUGUCCAUAAGAGUCAAAUGCUCUCAUUCUCUGUUUCAUCACCAGGUAUUUUCAGGUUUUACAUGAAAAUGAGAAAGUUUUCAGUCUUGAGAGAGUUGUCAACAAGGGAGAGUUACCUCCCUUGUCAGUGUGAUAUGAUGGGAGUGACCUCCCUUGUAUGUGGGAGUACUAUUAUAUGCAAAUCAAGACUGGAUCAAGUGAUAUAUCCUUGAAAAUAAGUGUCUUCAAGUUGGUUGAUGAAACAUAGAAUCAAGGCCAUAUAUAAUACUGUAUUUUGCUGUAAACAAAAUAGAAUUGUUUCCAGUGAAAACUGUCCAUUAUGUCUUAUUGCUAAAAAUAAUUCUGAUAUUUCUCUUGCAUGUAAAUUAUAUAUAUUUGUAGUAUGGUAUCUGAGGUUGGAUAUUUCCAGGGUAUGAAUUGACUUCCUUUAUGUUUAAUCCUGAAAACUGUCCCUUUAUGCCUGAUGUACAGUUAAUAGGGCAUCAACUUCUUGUCUCACAAAGCAGUCUUAAGCCUAGAGCGAUAGUUAUGGAGUCUACAAGGUUUGUCGUUUGCCUCUUGACAAAUUCAUAAAACUUGAGAUAAAACAUCACCAACUUUAGCUAUUAAACUGAUUUGUUAGAAAAGUAUUUUGGAAAUAUCUACUGGGGGAAAAUUGUGCAUUUGUGCCAAUAGAGUGCCACUCACUGAAUCUGCAUCAUAUUCUCAUUGACAUUUGGUGUUCCAUGCUGUCAUUGGCAUACAACCACUGAUUAAGAUGGGAGUUUUGUUCACACCUUAAAGUGACGGAAGGCAGUCACAUUUGAUUGUGUUGUAACUACAUGCUGCACAUACAUAUGCAGUAACAAGUCUAGAAGCCAGCUGUGAACUUUUGUAAUCCUGGAUCUCCGAGUUUCAAGACUGCUUUAAGACCAACUCCAUUCACCUUCUGUUAGAGAUACUGGAGUGAAUGCGUGAAUGACAUUGUUUUUUUAAUGGGGAGUAUUUUAUACCUUACUGUUUUAGCCGAAGUAGCAUUUUGAUACCCUUUAAAGUUUGUAGUCUUUUUAGCAGGAGAGCGGGAUUCUCUGCUAUUUCGAUACUUUUAAAGAAAAUAUGCAUGUAUCUGUUGCCAUUUGAAUUUCCUUGAUAAGUGCUAUCCUAAUAGUCUAUGAAAAGCCCUUCUUGUACAGCGAGUUGAUAGAUAUGGUCACAGGAGACUUUGGUCCGAGUGGACAGAGAUCUCACACACUUGGACCAGGUUUUGUUGUUUGCAAGAUCAUAAUCCUUUCUUAAAAUGUUUCAGGAAUUAAUGAAGAUCAUUUCACUCACAUUGUCACUUCAAUUAUAUAGCAUUGAUAGGGGUCAUUAUCACUGACAUUUUGAUAUUGAAGUUCUUUUCUUUUUUUUCACUUAUGUCAUUGAGGAUAAAUGGGGUAUUGUUUACGAUUCAGCUGUACUUGUAAUGGUGUGUAUUAGUAUUGAUCUGAUGAUAAAUAGACUUAUAAAUGAUAACAAUAACAAUAAUAUUAAUAAUAAUUAAGUCAAUUUAUAAUACACCUAGUAUCCAAUUACCAAGUGGUUGCACACGGUGCUCAAUCGUGUUGAUCAUUGAGUGAUGUAGGGUCUUAAUAAAAAGAUUGAAGAGAAUCUUUGUGAGCUAAGGAUGAUUCUUUCUCUGAAUUUUGAUAGAACCUUUAUCAGGAGAUUAAAACUUAUGAAAUAUUUGGUACAAUUAUCAAUAGUGGUUACUAAUUGUUUGUUACACGUAGAACUUAAAGAAAGAUUACUCAUGACUGAGACAGAAACACAAGGUCCUUUAGUUUCAUUGAGGGGAAUUGGAUUUUGGCACAGGGGGAAGUAACUCGCCCAGAUGUGUUAUCUCCCUUUGUGAAGCUGUGGCUCAAACUCUAUCCCAGUGCUUGAGACCUUCGUGCCACCAGUGUGUAACAGCCAUUACAAGAAGUUUGUAAAUUGUCCCUCCAACCACAAAUGCAGUGAAAUUUAUAGUUUUGGGGAAUGCCAUUCUAGUGAAUUAGGAGAUGGUUUACGACUGACUUAUUAUUUCCCAGAUGAUUUGACUUGUGUGAUUUAAAUCAGACUGGUUCGAGAUUGCAGAAUUAACGGAAAAUUACUUAACUUUGACCCUUACAUUCUCACUCGACUACUUAAUGAGAGUUGGAAUGAAAUAGAAAUUAAAACUGACAAACAAACUUUUUUAGCUUGACGAAUAGUAUUCGGCAUCAAUAAUAUUCAUCACAUGUUUGCAAGCAUGACGGUCAGGCAGUUGUGAUUUAAACUCCAUACAUGGUUGUGAGCACAGUGGGGAGCUAUGACUGGUGGCAGCGAUAGUAUAGAGAGCUGUGAAGAGCUUGAGCUAUGGCUAUUAGGCUGUCAUGGAAUGGGUAAUCUUCACGAAAUUGGUUUGACUGGAGUUGUUUCUUUAUUACCCUCCCAGGAUUUGGGGGGAUCAAAAGAAAUCAGUUUGAGGAUAACAAGAUCAUUAUAAAUGUGUAAAGUAAAUUAGAAUCAUUGAGAUAAACAAGUACCAAGUUUUUAGGUAAUUAGAAGUGACGAGUCAAGUAAAAUCACAUUUCUCAAAGUUCAGUCUUUCCUUUCUUUAACGUGAAUGAACAAAUUUAUUCUGUACUUCCAUAAUGCACUCAUUUAUCAAUCAUUAGGUCUCACAUUUAUGGACUAAAUGUUGUCAGGGUUACUUACAAACAUGACCAGUUAGAUAUUACACGGGCCAUGCAUAACUCGAUCUAAGUAUGUAUUAUGACUGUAUCAUUCAGAUAUGGAUGUUUAUCAGAUAUAAGUUGUUUCUUCAAUUGUCUGCUGAUCUCACAGAAAUUCUCUUGUCAA